This is a messenger RNA of Aspergillus heteromorphus CBS 117.55, 411 nucleotides long. RefSeq lists its product as uncharacterized. The record is from RefSeq and is a predicted model, not a curated record. The coding region runs from base 1 to 411 and encodes 136 amino acids. The transcript is spliced from 3 exons. Lineage: Eukaryota; Fungi; Ascomycota; Eurotiomycetes; Eurotiales; Aspergillaceae.
AUGGCUACCGACCCAGACGGCGACUCCCAAAUGGCCUCAUCCCCCGAAUCCUCCCAAGCUCUCUCCGAAGACUCCCACCCCGGCACGCGCACCCCCACCAACAAGCUCUCCAGCGUGCGUCCCCCGUUCGGCGGCUCGGAGCUCUCCCCGCCCGGCUCCCAGACCCAAACCCAGACCAGCACGCUCGGCGGGCAGGGAAGCUUCGGGCCCGGUGCAUUCACCGACUCUCCGCUCGCCCAGCAGCAGCAACAGCAGCCAUUAGACCAGCAGGCGCCCGGCGCAUCAUGGAUGAAUAAACGCGCAGAGGAGGAGUAUCAGCGCGCUAUGGAGUAUGUGGUCGAUCAGGAUUUUAAUCUGGAUGAGUUCGGAGAUCCGUUUGAUGAGCGGGAUAUGGAGGAGAUGCUGGUCUAG